AUGGCAGAGCAGCUCUUCCGUAAGGGGGUGUCCGCGGUGAUCAGCUGUGCGGGCUGCGAGGAGAGGAGGGCUGAUAUAAGGCUAACUGUUGAAACUUGUACAUCAUCAAGUCCUAUCCAUAAGAAGGAACUUACUGUGCGUAUUACAGAUGAUGCAGAUCCAUUAUUCUUGUAUUCUGUUGCUAUAGGAGAGGAAGAUUUUCAGAGUUUAAAGAGCCAACAAGGAUUGCUUGUAGAUUUUUCAGCUUUUUCCCAGAAAUUCAUUGAUUUGUUAGAACAAUGCAUUCUGGAACAAGGAAAACAAGUGCCUCGGUUUUUAAUUCAACUUGUAACAUCUUCCCCAGCAUUGGAUUGCAUGCCUGCAUGUUUAAAUGUAGUGGAAACCAAUCCAUUCAAACAUCUCACUCACUUGUCUCUAAAGCUUUUGGCAGGAAGUGACAGUGACGUCAAGAAAUAUCUUGCCAUCUGCAUUAAAAAUUUAAAGAUGGAAAACAGUAUGUUGGAAGAUAAACUACACAGAUCAGAAGAGGGACUUUCAAAAAGACUAACUGUAACACAGCAGGCUUUGGCAGAAAAAAGUAAGGAACUGGAUAAACUGCAAAAUGAAUGGACAUCACAGACCACUUCAUUGACUAACAGGUACUCCCAAGAAAUCACAGCAGAAAAGGAGAAAGUGCUACGGAUUCAAGCACAGUACCAGCUUCAGCAUGAACAGCAAAAGAAAGAGAUGGAAGCAACUUGCAACAGAAAAGUACAUCACUUAGAAACCAGGGUAUCUGAAUUUGAAACUGUUAAUAAGGAUCUCACAGAGAAAAAAUACAAGUCUGAAUCUUCUAUAAGGGAGCUGAAGUCCAAAUUUGCAGGACUUGAAGAGGAGUAUCAGAGGGCAAAACAAGAAGUUCUGUCCCUUCGAAGAGAAAAUUCAACUCUUGACACAGAGUGCCAUGAAAAGGAGAAACUCCUAAACCAGCUAAGAACACGCAUUGCAGUCCUAGAACAAGAAGUGAAGGAUAAAGAGCAAGUAGUAAUAAGAAGCACAGAUGUCUGUGAAAGUGCACAAGAACACAAGAAAAAGUUGGAAGAAUCUCUGGAGAUGAAACAGCUUCAAAUUGGAAAAUUUGAAACCGCUGUGAAGUCUAUUUCUGAGGAACUUCUGAAAGCUAAUGAAAUUAUCAAAAAGCUCCAGGGAGAGAUGAAGAAACUAAUGGAGAAGAUGAAGUUAAAAAAUGCAGUGACACUGCAACAAGAAAAAAUAUUAGGAGAAAAAGAGCAAACCCUUCAAAAGGAGAGAUUGGAGCUUAAUAAUGUGAAACAGGCCCUUCAACAAAAAGAGGAAGAGGUCUUUAAGUUGCAAGAGCAGCUGGACAUCACUGUUCAGAAAUUGGAAGAAAGCAAACAGCUGCUGAAAACUAAUGAGAAUGUAAUUUCCUGGCUAAAUAAACAACUGAAUGAGAAUAAAAUUGCAUCUAUGCAUGGGGCAUCAGGUCACAGUGAUAUGCCAUGUGCUGGAAGUGCCACCAAUUCAGCAGCCUUGCAGAAUGGCCUGGUACGCAUCAACUUAUCAGCAAAUUCCACCAGCACUCCGUUACAUGAGACAAGACCUUGUCCACCAACCUCCACUCCUUUAGUGCCCCCAAACUCAGGCCAUGUUGAGCCAACUGGUUUAGACAUGAAAUAUUUGAAGAAAGAUGGCAACUUGCCUUUGAGAGGUCUAAAACCUUUGUCUGUAGCAAGUACAGCGUUAUCAAGAACUAUGUUACCCAAGCAAGGAACUCCACCUGUAAUAUCUGCUUACUUCCCAGGGCAACAGACUAGACUUCCUGCAUCAUAA
This is a messenger RNA of Terrapene triunguis (Three-toed box turtle), 1830 nucleotides long. Its product is annotated as spindle assembly abnormal protein 6 homolog. The record is from RefSeq and is a predicted model, not a curated record. The coding region runs from base 1 to 1830 and encodes 609 amino acids. NCBI's taxonomy places the organism in Eukaryota, Metazoa, Chordata, Testudines, Emydidae. The transcript is spliced from 16 exons. Gene Ontology annotation, biological process: centriole replication. Gene Ontology annotation, cellular component: centrosome; centriole.